Molecule: messenger RNA, 1791 nt
Organism: Cydia strobilella
Lineage: Eukaryota; Metazoa; Arthropoda; Insecta; Lepidoptera; Tortricidae
Exons: 2
Coding region: 1-1791 (596 amino acids)
Source: RefSeq, a predicted model, not a curated record
AUGGCUCCGACAUCGGAAGAUUUGAAACAGUUGCGAGCGUCACGAGGUUACACUAAAGCUUCGAUUACUCGACUGUUCAAUUUUACCAGUAACCAGGAUGAUGUCGACCUUAGUACAAUUAUUGCCUUAGAGGCAAAGCGAACAAGAAUCGUUGAAUUGUUCAGCGAAUACGAACAUUGCAAUAAGCAAAUUCUAGCUAUAGAUGACGCAGACGCCGAGAAUGUUGCGAGCUAUGAGGAAAACUAUUUUCACAUCCUCACAACCCUCAAUGAGGCGAUUAAAAUAAAAUCCUCGCCCUCGUCUGAGACACCUGUAUCGUCCUGUCAAAAUAACUAUAAGGCCAAACUGCCUACUAUCAAAAUAGAAACUUACACUGGUAAGUAUAGUGAAUAUACAGGCUUUAUUAACUUGUUUAAGGCAAUAAUACAUAACGAUAGAUCAAUUGAUAAUGUUCAAAAAUUAUAUUAUUUGCGCUCAUUUCUCGCAAAUGAACCCUUUGACUUGAUUAAGAACCUUCCUCUGGCUGAAGGCAGCUACGAGGAAGCUCUUAAGCUUUUAGACGAAAGGUAUAACCACAAGUUUAAAAUAGUAAAUGAGCAUCUCAAUUCCUUGCUUGACAUAAAUGCCUUGGUCAAAUCUAAUCCUAUAAAUUUAAGACAGUUUGUGUCAUGUGUCAAACAAUCUUUAUCAGCAUUAAAGAAUUUAAAUGUAAGUACUGAUAACUGGGAUCCUAUUAUAUUGGCUAUUUUGUACCGUAAAUUAGACACCUACACGUCACGGGCAUACCAAUUAGACCGAGACGACACUGAGGAGCCCACUGUCCACAAGUUCCUGCUGUAUUUGGAGAAACGCGCCUUGGCACUGGAGAAUGCUGAGCCGCCGCCCACACCCGGGAAGUCUCACCACAAAGCAGUGGUAAAUGUGACAGCGACCGCCUUUCCUGCCUGCAGUUAUUGUAAGUCUAAUCACCGACUAUUUGACUGUACCAAAUUCAAAAUGCUUACUAGUAGUGAAAGGAUAGCUUUCAGCAAAAAUAGUAGCCUAUGCUCUGUCUGUCUGAACAAACACAAUGGUAAAUGCCGCUUUCAUUUCCGGUGCAGCACAUGCAAACAAGCUCAUAAUACUUUACUGCAUCCGGACUCGGCUAACCAACCCCAAGUUUCUUUAGUAUCAAAUUUGGGGCACAACGGAGUUCUAUUACCCACGGUUAAAGUAAAGCUUUAUUCACAGACAGGUAGCGUAGUUCAUGUAAAGGCUCUUUUAGAUUGUUGUUCUCAAAGCUCUCUAGCCACCACUAAAUUAAUAAAUAUUUUAGGACUGACCCCAAGCAAGGACAACAGCAAUAUAAUUGGUGCUGGAGGAAAAGGUACUGAUACACAGUAUUCUAUACCUUUAAAUGUGUAUUCUUUAACCAUGCCUUACCGAGUCACUGCAAACUGCAAUGUAAUGGACAAAAUUACCUGCAAGCUUCCACAAAAUGAAAUCGGUUUGGACGCAAUUAAUAUACCUGAUGGGAUCACUCUGUCUGAUAUUGAUUUCCAUCAGCCGUCUGAGAUCAAUUUACUUCUAGGUGCGGACAUAUUUUUCCAGGUCCUCCUGCUGGAGCCAGUUCCCGGUCAGCAGAAGCUGUCAGCGCAGCCUGCUGAAGACCCAGCAAGUCUACACCCUAUGGUUGUAAAUACAAAGCUUGGCUACAUCAUAGGUGGGGGUUUACCGCGACAACAAUCCAGUGACAAAAGUAAGAAUGAAAGCUCAGUGUGCAAAACAGCUAAUGGGUUCUUUGCCACCUGA